AUUGCCAGAAUCUGUCAAGGCAGUCCAUGUACUCAUUUAAUAGUACAAAACUAAAAAACCGUGUAAACAUGAUACAAAGCAGUAUGAAUUUGCAGUUCAUUCUUCACGUAAUUAUGCAUAUUUAUUUAUAUGUUUAUACUUUGCAGAGAAUAAUGUCUCCUUUUGAUAGUGAGGUUCUAGAAAGAGUUUUAUACAGAUGUAGUUGUGGAACUAGGAAACCAAUCUCAAGUUUAUACUUCUGCCGACAUUGUCUAGAUCUGAGAUGCGGGUUCUGUGUAAGCCACGAGGUGGACAGUCAUUACUGUCCGAACUGUAUGGAGAAUAUGCCAUCUGCAGAAGCAAGGCUCAAGAAAAACAGAUGUGCCAACUGUUUUGAUUGCCCACACUGCAGCCAUACAAUGAACACUAGAGCUUCUUCUGUAGCUGUUCCUAGUCAGGAAGAUCCAACCCGGAUGACCGCUAAGAAGGUUUACUACUUGGCCUGUGCUUUUUGUAGAUGGACCUCCAGGGAUAUUGGACUACCAGAUCAAGGUGUUGCUAGCGGGGGUUGGCCGGAGCAAGCAAACCCAUAUUCGGAACGAGUAAACGCUCUCCAGGAUUAUUACCGUGGUAUAGCUCAGAAGGAGAAGAUGGAGAAGGAGUCCCGAAGGUUCCCGGGGCGUAAACUCUCAUAUCUUCAACUCUCAGAUAAAUUCGGACUCUCAUCCGCAGUGUCAAGGAAAAGAUCUGGUUUGAGUUCUCUGAAUCUAGGAGGAGGUAUCCAGGGUAGGGAGGAUAUAGGCAGAUAUGUUGAGGUGACCCCAGCUGAACCAGUUAGUUUAAAUGAAAUAUCAGAUCUUCCGACAGAACUUCUCACAGAGGAACUAAAACUAUUCAACGUGACAACCUUAGAGCAGAGGUUUGCCCAGCUUGAGUUUCAGCCUGAAACAUUUAUUAAUAUUUAUCCAACCCAUAAACAUCUUAUGAUUAAAAGAUCUCAACGCUGCAGGAAAUGUGAGCAUAACCUAAGUAAACCUGAGUAUAACCCGACCAGUAUCAAGUUUAAGAUCCAGCUGGCCGCUUACUAUCAUGUCCCGGAGCUCAUCAUCUACAGCCUCGACACCCUCGUCAAGGACAAGGUCUCACAGUUCGUCAUUAAGGUGGUGAACCCAACUAACAGUGGGAGUGUGCUGGAGUUCAUUGAGUUGUCGAGGUACAAGGAGUUGGUGGAGGAGGAGGCCAGGAUCAGGCAGGAGAAAAUAGACAAGGGGGAGAUAGAGGAGAAACCAGCUUCAGCCAUUAAUCCUCUCCGCCAACCAAGUCUAGUUGAAGCCUCCGACCAGAAUAUGGAUAUUGCUACAGCUGAAGUUAUGCUACCAAAAGGACAAAUAUAUCUUCCCCCAAGGGAUGAUGCUGCUGAGUUUGAUGACGGUGCUGUAGACCUAGCAGGACAUGUGGAUAACAGGGAAGUCGUCGUCUGGAGGAAAAGUAACAAGGUUGGUAUACAGCUAGGUGUGAAGCCUAGUAUGGAGAAGGUUGUGGUUGGGUUUGCUAUUCAAUAUCAGUACACAAACACUGUGUUCGCUCUAGAUUCGAAGGAGAUUCACACAGCAACUGUACGUAUUCCUGUUUUCCUAACCCUCUCACAACCAGAAUAAUUGAUUAUUUUAUUUUAUUAUUAUUAUUAUUAUCAUUUAUCAUUAUUAAUAUGAUCAUGAUUCAUAAUACAUACUAACAAAAUAUGUUAGGAAUUAUAUGUAGACAAUCAAAGAUACCUCCAAUUAUUUAGAUAGUCUUCAGAUUUCCAUUUUGUCUACAUUUCACUUUUAUGUAAUCUUAAUUUCUUUUUUAGAAUUAAAUAUUAAUAUUUACUUUGAUAAAAACUUUAUAGUGAUAAGCGUACAUGACGCAACAUGUGAAUCAUGGCUUUAAGGGUACACAAUACACAACAUUACUUGCUACCAAACUAUCGUUGCCGAUAAUUGUAUUUAACAAGAAAUACUGGUCAUCAAUGUAAAUGCAUAAAAAAGUUUUUGCAAUUUAAAUUAAGAAGUAGCAACAUUGUGUCACAAUAACCUUGUUAGUGUGCUAUUGAUAAAGAAUAAUUUGCAUAUGAAUAUACAACUGAAAACAUUUCAGCUCUUCAUUAAUAUACUUUUUAACAUAAAAAAUUAGCUCAAAGGGACUGACUGUAAACUGCCUUCAUUGAGCUUAAUCAGCAAUUGUAAAUUAUAUUCAUAAACAAUUUCUUGUAUUUAUUUUCAACUGUGAUUGUUUCUCGUAAAAGUUUUUUUCUUUUGGGAUUUGAACAAAGCAAAUGUAUUGAAUUUAUUUUUUUAAUUAAAAAAAGAGAAUUUGUUCUUAAACUAAGUACUUAAUACUUAACAAUAAAGCUGUUUUGCAAUCAAACCUUAAUGUAGAAAAA
Eurytemora carolleeae is the source of this 2404-nucleotide messenger RNA. RefSeq names its product dynactin subunit 4 (gene DCTN4-p62). NCBI's taxonomy places the organism in Eukaryota, Metazoa, Arthropoda, Copepoda, Calanoida, Temoridae. Bases 27 to 1637 code for a protein of 536 amino acids. Gene Ontology annotation, cellular component: dynactin complex. The transcript has 17 exons. The record is from RefSeq and is a predicted model, not a curated record.